Messenger RNA from Chrysoperla carnea, 2897 nucleotides. RefSeq names its product gamma-tubulin complex component 2-like. Gene Ontology annotation, molecular function: microtubule minus-end binding; gamma-tubulin binding. Gene Ontology annotation, cellular component: equatorial microtubule organizing center; spindle pole; centrosome. NCBI's taxonomy places the organism in Eukaryota, Metazoa, Arthropoda, Insecta, Neuroptera, Chrysopidae. The transcript has 13 exons. Gene Ontology annotation, biological process: spindle assembly; cytoplasmic microtubule organization; microtubule nucleation. The coding region runs from base 132 to 2762 and encodes 876 amino acids. The record is from RefSeq and is a predicted model, not a curated record.
UAUUUUGAAAUGUCAAUUUCAAAAUCAAAAAUUUCCUGUUUGUAACAAGAAAAAACAAAUUUAUUCUCAACAUUUUUCCAUAAAUUUUCAAAAAAUUCCAUGUGUACUUUUUAAUACCCAAUUCAAAAAUAAUGAGUGAGUUUGAAGAUCAUCAGUUGAUUAAAGAAUUAUUACAAACAUUUGGAUCAAAUGCAUCUUUGGAGGAAUGUGUUAAUUUAAUAAGUUCUGGAGCUGGGCACGGAGGGAAUUCAAAUUUGCGGCCAAUCGAUAAACAUGUACAAGAAAUUUAUAAAAAUUCACCAAAUCCUCAGCUUUUUCUCCAUAAAUAUAAUGAAUUACAAGGCAAAAAAGUUGAUUCAUUGGGAUCUUUUGUCGAUUUGUUAUAUAUGAUCAAUAAAGAUACAAAUUUGAAGAAAUUAAUGAAGAAAUCGGCUAAAGUCACUCCUACAUCAAGCAAUGAAAGUAUUACAUCAAAAGUUGUAACACGCGCUUAUAUACCUGAAUUGAAAACAAAAUUGUACAAUGCGGUUGCAAAUGAAAAAAAUGCCACAUCAAAGUUAAAAACUUUCGAUCAUUUGCAUAACGAUAUGAACUUAGAGGGUAUGACCAAUUGGAUAUCAGAUCGACCACAUAUGUCGUGGGAUUUUCUUGAACAAACAGAGGAAUCAGGAGCACCACUUAUGACGGUUUCAGUGCCAGCAGUAUCACAAGAAAGUAUCAUCAUCGAUGAUUUAAUGUAUAUAUUAACCGGUGUGGAAGGGCAUAUCAUUGAACCGUUGCCAAUACAGGAACCUUAUGCACCACGUGAAUUUACUUUUAAUCAAGAGCUUGAUCCAUCAUUACAAAAUUUAAUUAAAUUGACAUUUCCAUUAGCCUCAAAUUAUUCGAUUGUACAGCGAUUUAUUGAAGAAAAGGUGAAAUUUGAAGCGGGUCAAGUGAAUCAUGCAUUAGUUGCAGCUAUGACAGGAUUUGUUAAGGAUUAUGUGUAUUUUGUGUGCCAACUGGAAGUUGAACAUCGUACUGAAAGUUUAACAUUGCAAAAAAUGUGGUUUUAUAUUCAACGAAAUAUGAUCACAAUGAAUGUUAUGGCAGAAAUUGCAACAACGAUUGGAAAAGCGAAUGCAAAAGGUGGAAAAGCGCUUACAUUAUUACAUGAACUUUCAAAUGGAUAUUUAGCAGAUGCACAAGCAUACAAAUUAUGUUCAUUCCUAUUAGAAAGAGCAUCUCAACCGUACAUGAAAAUGCUGGGCACUUGGAUUUAUACUGGAAUUAUUAAUGAUCCAUUUAAAGAGUUCUUAGUUGAAGAUAAUCAACUUGUAUCCAAGUCCGAAGAACCAACGGCAUAUGCUGAUGAUUUUUGGGAAAAACGUUACAGUAUACGUCGUGAACGUACUCCAGUGUUUUUAGAAAAAGUCGCCGAUGUUAUAUUACGUACUGGAAAAUAUUUAAAUGUGGUACGACAAUGUGGCAAAACAUUCAAAACGGAAACACAUGAAUUAGUAUAUGAUCCAAGGGAUCAAAAUUAUAUUAAGGUGAUCAAUAAGGCGUAUUAUGCAGCCAGUCAUCUAUUGCAAAAUCUAUUAAUGCAAGAAAAUGAUUUAAUUGGACGAUUGCGUUCAGUAAAACGUUACUUUUUACUUGAACAGGGUGACUUCAUAGUACAAUUUAUGGAUUUAUGUGAAAAAGAAUUAUCAAAAGAUAUAAAUAAAGUAAUUGUACCACGUUUAGAAGCAUUAUUUGAACUAGCACUACGCUUGUCUGUCGCCAAUAACGAUUUGUAUAAGGAUGAUAUGCGGAUUGAACUAUUACCGUACGAUUUACAAUUUCAAAUGUUCAAAAUAUUAUCAAUUCAUACACAAGAUGAGCAAGAAUAUCGUUGUUCAGAAAAACCACCGUUAACUGGAUUAGAAUCAUUUUCUUUCGGAUACGAAGUAAAGUGGCCGAUAUCAUUAGUAUUACAUCGACGGGCUGUUGCUUGUUAUCAAAUGAUUUUUCGGCAUUUAUUUUUCUGUAAACACGUUGAAAGACAAAUUUGCAAAGUUUGGAUCUGUAACAAGGAUGCAAAAAGUUUUGGACAUAACGAAGCAAAACAGUAUCGGGGAGCGUUCACAUUACGACAACGUAUGCUAAAUUGUGUUCAAAAUUUAGAAUACCAUAUGAUGGUGGAAGUUAUUGAACCAAACUGGCAAGCGUUUCAAACCAAAGUUACAAAGAUGGUGGACAUAGAUGAAGUAUUAAAUUGCCAUAAUGAUUUUUUGGAUAUGUGUUUAAAAGAUUGUAUGCUAACAAACCCAAUAUUAUUACGUACUGUGACAAAAUUAUUACAUAUAUGCAUGGAAUUUUGUUCUUUUAUUCAGCGAAUGCAACGCUACUAUGUGGACGCUGAGCUAAGCUCAAUGAUUAGUACUACUCACGAGGCUACUGAACACUUUUGGCAGUCACCAGAACAUUCGUUAUCAAAUUCAAUGUCAGCGUCAAUGUCAGCGAGUAUGUUUGGACCAGAUCAAACACAGCCGCAUGCACCUGUUGUUGAAGCAUUAAUUAGUGAAAGUGAAAGCUUUGAACAAAGUAUCAAACGUUUUGAUGUACAAUUCUCAACAAUAUUAUUAAGUUUAAUGAAUAAAAUCAAUGAUUUAGGAAGACAGAACACAAAUGAUAAACUCGUCAAUUUAUUAUAUAGACUCGAUUUUAACUCAUUUUAUGGAUCACAAUUGGAUCAACUUCCUGGAGUUUAUAAUAAUACGAAUGAUGUGUCCGGAUAGUAAAUAUAGAAAAACUCGUAAAUAAUAUCGUUUCAAUAACGUAAAUUAUAAUUAUUCUAGUUUAUAGUUGAAUAUUUUUAAUGAAUUCAAAUAAUUAUACUACCUAGCAACUCUUUGUAACUAAACUAAUUAAUA